Molecule: messenger RNA, 468 nt
Organism: Colletotrichum chrysophilum
Lineage: Eukaryota; Fungi; Ascomycota; Sordariomycetes; Glomerellales; Glomerellaceae
Exons: 1
Coding region: 1-468 (155 amino acids)
Molecular function (GO): phosphopantetheine binding
Source: RefSeq, a predicted model, not a curated record
AUGGCCCUCGGUCUGUGGUCGGAGCAACACCUAGCAGACCCUUCGACGCAUGUCCUUUGGAAAAAGAACGCCCACAUGGGCGCGGCACACAGUAUCCAUCCGGAGAACUUGACUUCGGGAACAACAGAGCUUUCCUCUACAAAAUCGGAGUUGGCAACGAUAAUGAAGAUUGCGAAGAGCACACCUGACCGCCUGCUACACGAGGAAACAAUUGGACUGAUCGUCAAGCUGCUUGGGACUGCUAUUGCACAAUUGCUUGCACUUUCCAGCGCUGAAAUCGGGCCGGAGGCUGCCCUGGACGACCUUGGGCUUGACUCAUUAAACGCAAAUGAGCUAACAAGCUGGAUAUCACAACAUCUGUUGGUCGAUUUGCCAUUGCCUGAUCUCAUACAAUCGACAACUAUACACGACCUUGCGGACAAGAUUGCUAGAUUGCUGGAGGAUAAGUUCGGAGAAACCCAGAUAUAG